GCAUCGGACGUAUGCGAGAGCGGAAUGAGGCGACCGACAUCAACAAACUCUGCGCCUCGGUCCCGGAUGACUUGGCGAAAAUCAUUCGAGAAUAUCCUGAGAUCUUCCCGGACGACUUGCCAAGUGGACUGCCACCCGAACGACCCCAGGAUCACAAAAUCGAGCUGGAGCCCGGCGCGCAGCCUACUGUACGCACGCAAUGGCGCCUGACUCAGCCGGAGCUACAGGAGUUACGAAACCAGUUGGACUACCUGCUGGCGAAAGGGUUCAUUCGGCCGAGCACAUCCCCGUUCGCAGCACUGAUCCUGUUCACACCAAAAAAGGACGGUGGACUUCGCAUGUGUACGGAUUAUCGUGCCCUUAAUCGGGUAACGAUUAAAUCGCGCUACCCAAUCCCACGAACGGACGAACUGAUCGACAACCUUCGCGGAGCUCGUUACUUUUCGAAGAUCGACCUUCAUGGCAGUUACCAUCAAAUUCGAGUGUUCGCUGACGACUGCCACAAGACCUCGUUUCGUACUCGCUACGGGAGUUACGAAUACACGGUGAUGCCGUUUGGAUUAACGAACGCCCCCUCGACGUUUCAACUCACCAUGAAUGGGGUAUUCCGCGAUCUACUCGACAAAUGCGUAAUAAUUUACCUGGAUGACAUCCUGAUCUACAGCAAGACCCGUGAGCAGUAUUUAAAAGAUUUGGAAGCAGUUUUUCAGCGGUUGCAGCAGAAUCGUCUCAUCACCAAGGGCUUUAAGUGCGAGUUUUUUAAACAAGAACUGGAGUUUCUGGGGCAUGUGAUCUCCACGGAGCGGAUUCGAAUAGACCCGAAAAAACUCAGGGCUAUUCAGGAGUGGCAACCGCCGACAAAUCUGCAGCAGCUGCAAUCAUUUCAGGGUUUCGUGAAUUACGUACGGAGGUUUAUACCCAACAUGGCGGGGUUAACUGGACCUCUAACCGACCUACUGCAGAAAGGGACUUUUUACGAGUGGGGGGAGAAGCAGCAAGCUGCGUUCGAGGCAUUAAAAACUCUUUUAAUGUCGCCACCGGUACUUCGCAUCGCUGACCCGGAACGGCCCUUCGAAGUCAUCACCGACGCAAGUGACAUCGCCAUCGGAGCAGUGCUCAUGCAGGAUUUCGGCAACGGGCUUCAACGAAUCGCGUACGAGUCUCGGAAAAUGCAAUCUGCUGAGCGUAACUACCCGGUACACGACAAGGAGAUGCUGGCGAUCGUCCACGCGUUCAAAAUCUGGAGGUGCUACCUGACUGGAGCAGACGUGACGGUGCGAACCGAUCACAAAUCACUACAGUACCUGAGGGCGCAGCCGAAUCUCAACCCGCGGCAGAUACGCUGGCUGGACUAUCUGGAGUCGAAUUUCACGUACAAGAUCACGUACAAAAAGGGCGCCAACAAUAUCGCCGACGCCCUUUCCAGACCAUCUGCCCAACUCGCAGCAGUACUAGUCGCCCAGAGCAACCCGCUACUGAGUGGACUAUUUACCCACGGGUAUUCGACUGACCCCUUCUUCAACUGCCUCGGCUUUUCCAGACCUUCCGGUUCGACCUUCGGGAGUUCUCCAGGCCUCGCUUCGUCACUUCGAGACCCUUCGAUCUCCUUCCCGAACCUUCCCAUCGCAUGGUUAGACUAGCUCUGGUGUUCCUAUAUCUUGGCUU
Molecule: messenger RNA, 1665 nt
Organism: Closterium sp. NIES-67
Lineage: Eukaryota; Viridiplantae; Streptophyta; Zygnematophyceae; Desmidiales; Closteriaceae
Source: the annotation of a GenBank genome assembly